AUGCAGCGUGAAGCCGCCGCCCAUGAAGGCGGGGCCCACGGCCGGGGCGACGAGGGCGCGUGCUGGUUCUGGAGCCUGGGCAAGUGCACCAAGGGAAGGAAGUGCAAGUUCGCGCACAUGGGCGCCGUAGUGGCCCCGCUCGGGUGCCCGCGCCCGAAGACGACCGCAAGGCCCCGCACCGUGGCGAGCUCGCGGCUGUCCUGCAGAAGGGGGCGGCAGACUGGCGACAGCCAGCCGCUCUUGCUCACCGUGGGGAGCCAGCUCGGCCACCUGCGCGACGCCGCGCCAGCGACGGCGACUCGGGAGCCUCGGGGGGACAGCGAGAGCAUCGAGUGGACGCUGGUGCUGAAGAACACGUUCUUGUCCGUCGUGCCGAGGGUGAGCAGAUCCAGGGCCCUCCGGCCAGUCCAGUCGGCCCCAGACCUGCGCUUCCAGGCCCACUGA
Prorocentrum cordatum is the source of this 444-nucleotide messenger RNA. The record is from the annotation of a GenBank genome assembly. NCBI's taxonomy places the organism in Eukaryota, Dinophyceae, Prorocentrales, Prorocentraceae.